CUCUCUCUCUGCAUCAUCGUCGUCUUCAACAAACAAAAGCCUCUUCCCUUUUUCUCUGCAUAUUCCUUUCCCACUUUUCUCCACCCUCGUGUGUAUGUGUGUAUAUUCCGCUUCCAAAUACACACAUACACACACGUAUAUAUAAACACACUCACAUCUUCCACGUUUCCAUUCCAAGCGCUCUCAUUCUUCUUCGUAACUCGCUCAAUCCCUAGCUUCCCGAUUCGCUCUCAUUCCACCGCCGAUCAUGGCUGCUCCAGUCAACAACUCUCACGGUGGCGUCAACGGUGUCAUUGCAGAAGCUCACAAGCUCAUUAUCGAUACCGACCCUGGGAUCGAUGAUAGUAUGGCAAUUAUGAUGGCAUUUCAAACUCCAGAGGUGGAUGUCCUGGGUUUGACUUCCGUUUUUGGUAAUGCUGCUACGGAAGAUGCCACGCGCAAUGCUUUGCUUUUGUGUGAGAUCGCAGGCCGUGAAGAUGUUCCAGUUGCAGAGGGAAGCCAUGAGCCGUUAAAGGGUGGAAGGCCACGUGUUGCUGAUUUCGUUCAUGGUAAAGAUGGAUUGGGGAACUUAUUCCUACCUGAUCCGAAAACUAAGAAAAUUGAAAAAAGUGCAAGUGAGUUUUUAGUAGACAAGGUCUCUGAAUUUCCUGGUGAAGUGACUGUACUAGCACUUGGACCCCUUACAAACGUAGCUUUAGCAGUCAAAAGAGAUUCUUCUUUUGCAAGCAAGGUAAAGAGAAUAGUUGUACUCGGCGGAUCAUUCUUUGCCCUGGGGAAUGUCAAUCCAGCUGCAGAAGCAAAUAUCUAUGGAGACCCAGAAGCAGCAGAUGUUGUAUUUACGUCUGGAGCAAAUAUUGUUGUUGUAGGAAUAAACAUUACAACCCAAGUCACAUUAACAGACGCUGAUCUCCUUAAACUGAAGGAAUCCAAAGGAAAGCAUGCUUCUCUCUUGAGUGACAUGUGCAAGUUCUAUAGGGAUUGGCAUGUAAAAUCUGACGGACUACAUGGAAUUUUCCUUCACGACCCUGUUAGUUUUGUGGCAGUUGUGCGUCCAGAACUUUUCACAUACAAAAAGGGGGUUGUGCGAGUAGAGACACAGGGCAUCUGUGUCGGGCAUACACUUAUGGACCAAGGAUUAAAAAAAUGGAAUACAAGCAAUCCAUGGACAGAUUAUUCUCCUGUUUCAGUUGCUUGGACGGUGGAUAUUGAGGGAGUUCUUAAUUAUGUUAGGGAAGUAUUGAUGAAACCCUGAAGUCUAGGCAUUUGUACUACUACCCUUCCAACCAAUGUCAAAAUUGGUAAGGCCAUUCUCUUUAGUUACACAUUGUCAACCAGAAAACUCUGGGUGUCAAGGUUCUCAAUGGCUCCCAAAGAAGUUCUCUUUACACGAAAUAACUUGUCUUUGGAUGUCACUAAGACACUAUCUUCUUUGACAAUCACGCAAUCAUUCUCUAUUUUCCUUCUUUGGAACAUGUAUAUGGGGCUUCUUGCUCUGGUUUUUAUACAACAAUUUCGGUUUCAACAUUCAAGUAAAUGACUUCUUUGCACUUA
Molecule: messenger RNA, 1551 nt
Organism: Lotus japonicus
Lineage: Eukaryota; Viridiplantae; Streptophyta; Magnoliopsida; Fabales; Fabaceae
Product: uridine nucleosidase 1
Exons: 9
Coding region: 248-1252 (334 amino acids)
Biological process (GO): purine nucleoside catabolic process
Cellular component (GO): cytosol
Molecular function (GO): purine nucleosidase activity
Source: RefSeq, a predicted model, not a curated record